This is a messenger RNA of Mesoplodon densirostris (Blainville's beaked whale), 6283 nucleotides long. RefSeq names its product mannosidase alpha class 2A member 2 (gene MAN2A2). Gene Ontology annotation, molecular function: alpha-mannosidase activity; carbohydrate binding. NCBI's taxonomy places the organism in Eukaryota, Metazoa, Chordata, Mammalia, Artiodactyla, Ziphiidae. Gene Ontology annotation, biological process: protein deglycosylation; N-glycan processing; mannose metabolic process. Gene Ontology annotation, cellular component: Golgi membrane. The transcript is spliced from 24 exons. The coding region runs from base 392 to 3844 and encodes 1150 amino acids. The record is from RefSeq and is a predicted model, not a curated record.
UCCAGCGUGAGGAACCGGCGCCGGCGGCCUGACCUCUGUGGGAGCGACUGGUGGGCGGACGCCCGCCUUUGCCUGCGUCGCUGCCUCCGCGCGGGCCGCCACCACCGGGGAUGUGAGGGGCGCAGCUCGGCCGGCGGGGCCCGGAGCGGCGCGGAAGCCGGCCGCAGACGCUCCACCUACUUUGGCCUGGACUCAGCCUCCCAGGGCUAAAAAUAUUGCCCAGAGGCUCCUGAGCGGAAUAAGAUCGCGUUAAAUAGGGCACAACGCUGCAGAGGCGACAGAGCUCCUCAGCCCGAGGGCUGGAGGAAGACUCCUGAGCUGCCGCUCCCGCCGCCGCUCAGCCGGCAGCUAGCUGUCUCCCUCCGCCCAGCAGGUGUGUGUGGAGGCCAGUAUGAAGCUGAAAAAGCAGGUGACAGUGUGUGGGGCUGCCAUCUUCUGUGUGGCUGUCUUCUCACUCUACCUCAUGCUGGAUCGAGUGCAGCAUGAUCCCACCCGACACCAGAACGGUGGGAACUUCCCCCGGAGUCAAAUUUCUGUGCUGCAGAACCGCAUUGAACAGCUGGAGCAGCUGUUGGAGGAGAAUCAUGAGAUCAUCAGCCACAUCAAGGACUCUGUGCUGGAGCUGACGGCCAACGUGGAGGGCCCACCUGCCCUGCUGCCGUACUAUAUGUCCAAUGGCUCCUGGGUGGUGCCACCAGAGCCCCGGCCCAGCUUCUUCUCCAUCUCCCCUCAAGACUGCCAAUUUGCUUUGGGGGUCCGGGGCCAGAAGCCAGAGCUGCAGAUGCUGACUGUAUCAGAGGAGUUACCAUUUGACAACGUGGAUGGCGGCGUGUGGAAGCAAGGCUUUGACAUCUCUUAUAGCCCGCACGACUGGGACACCGAAGAACUGCAGGUGUUUGUGGUCCCCCACUCUCACAAUGACCCAGGCUGGCUCAAGACCUUUGACAAGUACUACACAGAGCAGACCCAGCACAUUCUCAACAACAUGGUGUCCAAGCUGCAAGAGGACCCCCGGCGGCGCUUCAUCUGGGCGGAAGUCUCCUUCUUUGCCAAGUGGUGGGACAACAUCAAUGCCCAAAAGAGAGCAGCAGUCCGAAGGCUGGUGGGAAACGGGCAGCUGGAGAUUGCAACAGGAGGCUGGGUAAUGCCGGAUGAGGCCAAUUCCCACUACUUUGCAUUGAUUGACCAGCUCAUUGAGGGACACCAGUGGCUGGAGAAAAACCUCGGUGCAACCCCACGCUCAGGCUGGGCGGUGGACCCCUUUGGAUACAGCCCCACCAUGCCUUACCUGCUGCGCCGUGCCAACCUGACCAGCAUGCUGAUUCAGAGGGUACAUUAUGCUAUCAAGAAGCACUUUGCUGCCACCCACAGCCUGGAGUUCAUGUGGAGGCAGACCUGGGACUCGGACUCCAGCACAGACAUCUUCUGCCACAUGAUGCCUUUCUACAGCUAUGACGUCCCCCAUACAUGUGGCCCGGAUCCCAAGAUCUGCUGCCAGUUUGAUUUCAAGCGUUUGCCCGGGGGGCGCAUCAACUGCCCUUGGAAGGUGCCACCCCGGGCUAUCACAGAGGCAAACGUGGCUGAGAGGGCAGGCCUGCUCCUGGACCAGUACAGGAAGAAGUCCCGGCUCUUCCGAAGCAACGUCCUCCUGGUGCCACUGGGCGAUGACUUCCGAUAUGACAAGCCCCAGGAGUGGGAUGCCCAGUUCUUCAACUACCAGCGGCUCUUCGACUUCCUUAACAGCAAGCCUGAUCUCCACGUGCAGGCCCAGUUUGGCACCCUCUCCGACUAUUUUGACGCCCUAUACAAGAGGACAGGGGUGGAGCCAGGGGCCCAGCCUCCAGGGUUUCCUGUGCUGAGCGGGGAUUUCUUCUCCUACGCGGACCGGGAGGACCAUUACUGGACAGGCUAUUAUACUUCGCGGCCUUUCUACAAGAGCUUGGACCGCGUCCUGGAAGCGCACCUGCGGGGGGCAGAGAUUCUGUACAGCCUGGCUGUAGCUCAUGCCCGGCGCUCUGGACUGGCCAGCCAGUACCCGCUCUCAAACUUCGCCCUUCUGACGGAAGCUCGGCGCACACUGGGGCUCUUCCAGCACCACGACGCCAUCACUGGCACUGCCAAGGAGGCAGUUGUUGUGGACUAUGGGAUCAGGCUUCUGCGCUCCCUUGUCAACCUGAAGCAGGUCAUCAUUAACGCAGCUCACUAUCUGGUGCUGGAGGACAAGAAAAGCUACCACUUUGACCCUGAGUCGCCCUUCCUGCAAAUGGAUGACACCCGCUUAAAUCACGAUGCCCUACCAGAGCGCACAGUGAUCCAGCUGGAUUCCUCACCCAGAUAUGUGGUGCUGUUCAACCCACUGGAGCAGGAGCGGCUCAGUGUGGUGUCCCUUCUGGUCAGCUCACCCCGGGUGCGGGUCCUUACAGAGGAGGGUCAGCCCCUGGCCGUGCAGGUCAGCGCGCAUUGGAGCUCUGCCACUGACAUGGUCCCUGAUGUCUACCAGGUGUCUGUGCCCGUCCGCCUGCCAGCACUGGGCCUGGGCGUGCUGCAGCUGCAGCUGGGUCUGGAUGGGCCCCGCACCCUGCCCUCCUCCGUGCGUGUCUACCUGCAUGGGCGGCAGCUGUCCGUCAGCAGGCACGAGGCGUUCCCUCUACGCGUCAUUGACUCUGGCACCAGCGACUUCGCCCUCAGCAACCGCUAUAUGCAGGUCUGGUUCUCAGGCCUUACCGGGCUCCUCAAGAGCAUCCGAAGGGUGGACGAGGAUCAGGAGCAGCGGGUGGACAUGGAGUUCCUCAUCUAUGGCACCCGCUCGUCCAAAGACAAGAGUGGAGCCUACCUCUUCCUGCCUGAUGGCGAGGCCAAGCCCUACGUCCCCAAGGACCCUCCCGUGCUGCGCAUCACGGAAGGCCCUUUCUUCUCAGAGGUGGUGGCCUACUAUGAGCACGUUCACCAGGUAGUCCGGCUUUAUAACCUGCCAGGGGUGGAGGGGCUAUCUCUGGACGUGUCAUCCCUGGUGGACAUCCGGGACUGCGUCAACAAGGAGCUGGCCCUGCGCCUCCACACAGACAUCGACAGCCAGGGCACCUUCUUCACGGACCUCAAUGGCUUUCAGGUGCAGCCCCGGCGGUAUCGGAAGAAGCUGCCCCUGCAGGCCAACUUCUACCCCAUGCCGGUCAUGGCCUGCCUCCAGGACACACAGAGCCGCCUCACGCUGCACGCUGCCCAGGCCCUGGGCGUCUCCAGCCUCCACGAUGGCCAGCUGGAGGUGAUCUUGGACCGGCGACUAAUGCAGGACGACAACCGGGGCCUGGGCCAAGGGCUCAAGGACAACAAGAAAACCUGCAACCAUUUCCGUCUCCUGUUGGAACGGCGAACCCUGGGCAGGGAGGUCCAAGAUGGCCCCUCUACCAGCUACCCAUCCCUCCUCAGUCACCUGACUUCCAUGUACCUGAACACCCCUGUGCUCGCCCUGCCCGUGGCCAAGAGGCAGCCCCCAGGCCCUGCUCUGUGCUCAUUUCAUCCUCUGGCCUCCUCUCUGCCCUGUGACUUCCACCUGCUCAACCUGCGGACGCUCCAGGCAGAGGAUGAUAGCUUGCCCUCAGCCGAAACUGCGCUCCUCUUACACCGCAAGGGUUUUGACUGUGGCCUCGAGGCCAAGAACUUGGGCUUCAAUUGCACCACAAGCCAAGGCAAGGUGGCCCUGGGGAGCCUCUUCCGUGGCUUGGAUGUGGUUUUCCUACAGCCAACCUCCUUGACAUUGCUGUACCCCCUGGCCUCGCCCUCCAACAGCACUGACAUCUAUUUGGAGCCCAUGGAGAUCGCCACCUUUCGCCUCCGCCUGGGCUAGGGCUUCUUGUGGCCUGAAGAGAAAGUUCAUCCACAGAGACGGCCUUUUCACAUAAGAUCGGGUUGGACAAGCCACCCCGGGUCUCCUGUCCUGAUCUACCUCUCAGAACUGUGACAGACUGGGCUCUGCCCUCAUUUUCUCUUUAUCGUUGCUUCUGUGUUCGGGGGCAACCCACAGCCCAGCGUUGGGUGGAUAGGGCAGGCACCAGUGAGAUGUAGGAGAGAAGGCCCUUGGUCAGAGUGGGUGGUGCCAGCCUCUGCUUUGGGUUGUGCGUGUCCACCUAGUUGGGUGCAGGCUCAAGCACCCAUCCUUUCCCCUGAAUGGGAUGGAGGAGAAGCAGGAGAGCCUGAGUGGGUAAUAGCCCAGCGUCAGGGUCACAGUAGGCAAGAGCUGGCUCUCGGGGAGUCCUGUGGUUGUGUAAGGGCUACGUGUCCUGGUGUGACAAGCAGGAGCAGAGCGCUGCCAGGAGGAGAGGGCUGGGGCCCGCGAGUUAGCAGUGGGGUGGAAGAGUAGCGGGAAUCGCCGCUUUCUCUGACGGCUCCACUCUUAGUGCUCCCUGACCCUCAUGCCCUGGCCAGGCGCUGCAGUGUGGCAGGAAGGACUCGUGAAGACUGUCAUGACUGGAGCUCAUGGGACACUUCAGGUACCAAAACCCCAUCUCAGACUGGGCACUUGGUCUGUGUGUUGAUUUGUGGAAUGGUGGCAGAGGCCACCCUACUUGACUCCUCUGUGGUUCCUGCACUCUGUACACCACUGUCCCGAAGAGCUGCUUUCCAUCAUGGGGGCAUUUGAUCAGGCAUAUUUCCUUUCCCUGGAAAGAAAGUGAAGCCUCCAGCUUGCGGUGGGCAACUCGAGAAAGCUUUUGUCAUCAUUCCUACAGUCAGCCCUGAAGCUUCGCCUUGUUCAUCCUUCGACAGAAGUAUUCACUUCCUGGCGCGGGGACUAGGGAGAUGUACACUAAAUUAGGAGGCACCGUGGCUGCUCAUUAGCCUUCACUGCAGCUUCAAUUAUUAGAAAAAAAUUUAUGAUAGUCUCUAGGGAUGCUGAAACGAUAUUUGGUAAAAUUUAAAAUCUAUCCCUUAUUAAACUCUUAGUAAGUUAAGAUUACAAAGAAACAUCCUAACCUAGAUAAAGGUGUCUCUAUCUUAAACCAACAGUCAGUGGCAUUCUAAAGGGUCAGAUACCACCGGCAUUCCCAGUAAAGUCAGAAAUUAGUCAAGGACAUACUAUUAUUUAGCCGUGUUCUGGCACUACUAAACCCCUGCAGUGUGGCAGAUGAGAGAUGAGGAAGGGUUACAGAACGUCUGACCUGUACAAUCCAACAGGAUCAGCUGAAGACCUUAACAGAGCAAACAAGGCACAUCACGUUUCUAUAAAGAUUCUGGUUCUCUCCAAAUCAGCUCAUAAAUUCAAUGUAUUCCAGUGAGAUUGGGUACUUUUUGGAAUUUAAUGGGUUCUGACGUUCAUUUGGAAGAGUAAAUGUGUGAGAAUACCAAGAGAAUUCUGAAUGACGGUGAGUCCGGGGCAGUGGUGCUCCGGUGGGUAAAAGACACUUGUCCUACGAGAUUUCCCAGGGGACUCUCGACCGACCAUUAGGUCAGUCAGUGUGACCUGGAGUGGGAUCAGACUGCUGGAACCAAAGGGAGAGCCUAGCAUCAGACCCAGGUGUGAGGGGAUUUGGUACAGGACCCAAGGAGUAUUUUAAGUGGGAAAAAGAUGGACUAUUUAAUAAAGAGUACUUUAAGAUAACUGCCUAUCUAUUAAAGUAAGAGUUCUCUACCUCACAGUUUCCACAAAAAUUAGCUCUAGAGAGAAAAAACAAAAAAAUUACAGAAUUACUGAGGAAAAUAUAGGAUAUUUUUAUACCUUUGGUGUGAGAAGGUCUUUUCUAAACAACAUGAAACCUAAAAGAUAUAAUAAGGGAGAAGAUAAACAGAUUUUACCACCAAAAAUAUAUUGAAAGUUUGUAUAUGAUGGAAACCACCAAGGUUAAAACACAAAUGACAGAUUUGGGGGAAAAUAUUUGCAGCACUUCAAAAAUUGGUGAGUACAGUUACUUUAGGAGAAUAGCUUGCUUUGGGCUCCUUGGGGCAAGUCACUGGGGCCUGGUAAGCAGCGACCUAAAGAUUCAGCAGUGGGCAGCUGAGUUCUUCCAGGUCAUCCAAGGGCAUUGCUGCCAGCACCAGGCCAGGGCGCAUGGAAUCCUGUCUAUAUCAUAGUGAAAGAACGAAGAUUAUCAGUGUGAAGUGCUUAGCACAGUGCCUGAUACAUAUAUAAGAGCUCAGUAAAUAUGAACUGUAAUCAUAUUAGUAAAGGAUUCUAAGUGGUUACACUAUAGCAGGCGUUAUUUGCAAGUAUAAUGUAACUUGUAAUCAAAUGAUAAGGGAGAAUCUGUGAACCCCCGAGGAAAUUAGCAGAAUAAAGGCUGUUCUCUCUGGA